Messenger RNA from Perca fluviatilis (European perch), 1291 nucleotides. Its product is annotated as probable voltage-dependent N-type calcium channel subunit alpha-1B. The record is from RefSeq and is a predicted model, not a curated record. Gene Ontology annotation, cellular component: neuronal cell body; voltage-gated calcium channel complex. NCBI's taxonomy places the organism in Eukaryota, Metazoa, Chordata, Actinopteri, Perciformes, Percidae. Gene Ontology annotation, biological process: calcium ion import across plasma membrane; chemical synaptic transmission. Gene Ontology annotation, molecular function: high voltage-gated calcium channel activity. The transcript has 10 exons. Bases 1 to 1176 code for a protein of 391 amino acids.
AUGCCCAUCGCUGAUGACAACAGCGUCCAUUUCACCUCCACUCUGAUGGCCCUGAUUCGCACUGCCCUGGGGAUCAAACUGGCCUCAGGCAUGGUAGCUCAGCGAAUAUCUGACUAUGAGUUAAAGAAGGAGUUGUCGACAGUGUGGCCCAGCCUCUCUCAAAAGACCAUGGAUCUGUUGGUGACGCCACAUAAACACAAUGAACUGACGGUAGGGAAGGUUUAUGCGGCCCUGAUGAUCUUCGACUACUAUAAGCAGAAUCGAGCGAGGAGGCUGCAGCUGCAACAGCAGCAACAGGGCACAUCAGGCUCCCAGUGCAAGGUCGGGGCUCUGUUUAAGCCAUUGCUGCCUCUGACUCACAUGCAGGAGAAAGAUCUGCCUAUGAUGUUAAACAGUGUGGAGCCUCCCAGCAUGCUUCAGCCCCAGCCCAAAUCCCAUGCCAAGUCCCAGCCACAGACCAGACCUAGCUCCAACUCCCUCAACAAUGGAGGCACACUGCCUGUAACCUCUUUGGAGAUGUUCACACAUUGGCUGUGUCAGGAGUCGGUGGAGAUGAGCGAGAUGGAGACCAGUGCCAGCAGUACAAUCCCAGUUCCUGGCUCAGGUCUGGAGAACCAGGGCAGAGCUGCCUCUAUGCCUCGACUCAAUGCUGAGCUGCAGCGGAGCCACUCACGGCACUCUCCAGGGAUCCAUCUAGCUUCUGUCCCUGAUGCCAGCCCUAUGAAGCGCUCAGCUUCCACUGCGGCCCCGCAGCGGCCCCAAGAGGUCAACCUGCGGGACUACACCCUGGAGAAACCCAGCCAGGACCGACCCCACCACCAUCACCAUCACCACCGCUGCCACCAUCGCAGAGACAGGGACAGAGAUAAAGACAGAGAGAAGAGGCAGAGGUCUUUGGAUGCACCUCUGGGUGGACAACCACCUAGCUCUGCUGGUGCAACAGAAGAUCCAGAGUCUGACCCAGCUGCCUCCAGAGAGCGAACCCACGACCGGGGACGCUCCCAUGACAGAAAACACCACUCCUCGGCGGACAAGCAGCGCUACUACUCCUGCGACCGCUACUGCAGUCGGGAACACUGCCACACCAAAUCUGCCACCACCAGCUGUGUCGCCUCCCCCAGCGAGGGGCAGGAAACCAGCACCAAGCAGGUGGGAGGGCAACAGCGUGUAGAGUAGGGAUACACAAGGCAUUAGACCAGGGCAGUGGUUGGGUUAAAGGAAGCCCAGUGGCACUGAGCUCCAGUUCUAGCACACCAAGCCGCGGACGUCGGCAGCUCCCCCAGACCCCCCU